GGGCACAACCGGGAGAACACACACACACGCACACACACACACACAAGCACACACACAAGCCGCACACGUUUGGACACGGCGUUGAUGGCAAAGGCAGAACGGACUGCGGCUCCUUCCUCCAGCUGGCGUUGAGACUCCCGCACAGUGCGACCAAGGGGCCACACACUGCUGGGCUCCUCUCUCCUCUCUCUGCGCGCGUACCUGGAAGGACGAGAGGGCUUCUUGUUUGGUGUGCAUGCUGUUUUUUUCCCAACUGGAUUAUCACUUUUCAACAAUUACGCACGGAGUGGCCAGUAGCCGCCGGAGCCGAGUCCAGACGAGUGCAUGUUCGUGAAGCUCUCGGCUGUGGUGCUCGCGCGCGUCCUACUUCUCUCCGAGCGAAGAGCAACGUGCUUGGUGAAUCUUCUCCACUUGGACUUUGGACCUGAGGAAGGAGCUUCCCGGUGAACUGCACUGGACCGGAGCGGCACCGACGCGAUCCGGGGAGACCGAAUUCGCACCUGAGCAGCUGAGAGGGGAGGAAGUGCAAAUCCUGCAAACAAAAUGCCUCUCGCUCAGAUCGCGGAGCCAUGGCCCACCAUGGAGCUUCUGCAGGACGAAACGGAGAAUGGACAGAGCACCGCUGAGGAUGGAGUCACGCCUGCUGUCAAGGAAGAUGGAGACAUCAAGGAGAUCAACAUCACCCAUGUGGUCAAGGAGGGCUCCGAGAAGGCCGACGCCUCUCAGUUUGAGCUGCUCAAAGUGUUGGGUCAAGGAUCCUUCGGCAAGGUGUUCCUGGUGCGAAAGGUGACCGACCCCGACGCCAAUGAGCUCUAUGCCAUGAAGGUCCUGAAGAAGGCCACGCUCAAAGUGAGAGACCGUGUGAGAACCAAGAUGGAGAGAGACAUCCUCGCUGACGUCAACCACCCGUUUGUUGUCAAGCUGCACUACGCGUUCCAGACUGAAGGGAAGUUGUACUUGAUCCUUGACUUCCUCCGAGGAGGAGACCUCUUCACCAGACUCUCCAAAGAGGUGAUGUUCACAGAGGAGGAUGUCAAGUUUUAUCUAGCAGAGCUGGCGUUGGGUCUGGACCACCUCCACAGCCUGGGCAUCAUUUACAGGGACCUCAAACCCGAAAACAUUCUGCUGGAUGAGGAGGGACAUAUCAAACUCACAGAUUUUGGCUUGUGUAAAGAAGCCAUCGAUCAUGAGAAGAAAGCCUAUUCCUUCUGCGGUACUGUGGAGUACAUGGCACCAGAGGUUGUGAACAGGCAGGGACACGACCACAGCGCCGACUGGUGGUCAUUUGGAGUACUGAUGUUUGAGAUGCUGACCGGAUCGUUGCCAUUUCAAGGGAAGGACCGCAAAGAAACGAUGGGCCUGAUUCUGAAGGCACGUCUGGGAAUGCCUCAGUUCCUGAGUGCGGAGGCUCAGUCUCUGCUCAGGGCUUUGUUCAAGAGGAACCCUUCCAACAGACUGGGGUCUUGUGCCGAUGGUGCCGAGGAGAUCAAACGCCACAGUUUCUUCUCCACCAUAGACUGGAAUAAACUCUUCAGAAGAGAAUUAAAACCUCCGUUCAAACCGGCGGUGGCGCGUCCGGACGACACCUUCUACUUUGACUCCGAGUUCACCUCCCGCACCCCAAAAGAUUCCCCUGGCGUGCCCCCCAGUGCCGGAGCCCACCAGCUCUUCAGAGGCUUCAGCUUCAUUGCAUCGACUCUGCUGGAGGAGGAAGGCUCCGUGGAGUCGGUGAAGCCCCCGCCGCACCCAGUGGUCCAGCAAUUACACGGGAAGAAUCUGCUGUUCAGCGACGGCUACAUAUUGAAGGAGGACAUCGGCAUGGGCUCCUUCUCCGUCUGUAAACGGUGUAUCCACAAAGCCACCAACGCGGAAUACGCUGUCAAGAUGAUUGACAAGACCAGUACGGACCCCUCUGAGGAGAUUGAGAUUCUUCUUCGAUAUGGACAGCACCCAAACAUCAUAACACUGAAGGACGUGUACGACAAUGGGAAGCAGGUGUUCAUGGUGACGGAGCUCAUGCGUGGAGGAGAGCUGCUGGAUCGGAUCCUGAAACAGAAAUUCUUCUCGGAGAGAGAGGCCAGCGCCGUGCUUCACACCAUCACCAAGACCGCAGAGUACCUGCACUCCCAGGGGGUGGUGCACAGAGACCUGAAGCCCAGCAACAUCCUCUAUGUCGACGAGUCGGGGAAUCCAGAGUCGAUCCGGAUCUGUGACUUCGGCUUCGCGAAGCAACUGCGUGCCAACAACGGCCUGCUGAUGACCCCGUGCUACACCGCUAACUUUGUAGCUCCUGAGGUGUUGAAGCGUCAGGGCUAUGAUGAAGGAUGUGACAUCUGGAGUCUGGGCGUCUUGCUGUACACCAUGCUGGCUGGUUUUACUCCAUUCGCCAACGGACCCGAGGACACCCCAAAUGAGAUCUUGAACAGAAUAGGCAACGGUCACUUCAGUCUGACCGGAGCCAACUGGGACACUGUGUCCGAGGCGGCCAAGGACCUCGUUUCCAAGAUGCUUCAUGUGGACCCCCAUCAGAGACUGACUGCUAAGCAGGUCCUCAAACAUCCCUGGAUUGUCCAGAGAGACAAGCUACCCAACAGCCAGCUCCCACACCAGGACCCCAAACUGGUCAAGGGUGCGAUGGCAGCCACCUACUCUGCCCUGAAGAACUCCCAACCGACUCCAGAGCUCAAGCCCAUCGAGAGCUCCAUCCUGGCUCAGAGGCGCGUCAAGAAGCUUCCUUCCACCUCCCUGUAAAGACUCCAAAGCACCAAUCGGCUCACAGGAGAACCAACAGAACCAAGCACCCAGUCGGCUUGCACGGGGUCUCGAGUAUCCACCCGCCUCCACCAGCAAAGGAACACCGACUGGUGCUGCCGCCAUCUUGUGAAAUGGGUUGUCCCGCUAUGGCGAGCAUCCUCUUCUGGCUUUUGGGCUCAUCAGCUGCUGUGAGCCUCCUUGGACGAGCAAGAUAGACGGGGCAAUGAGGGCAACCACAAAAAAAUGGCUGCAGAUUGUUUUGGCAAGUGUGUGUGUGUGUGUGUGUGUGUGUGUGUGUGUGUGUGUGUGUGUGUGUGUGUGUG
Pseudoliparis swirei is the source of this 3077-nucleotide messenger RNA. It is a transcript of the gene rps6ka1, whose product is annotated as ribosomal protein S6 kinase a, polypeptide 1. The coding region runs from base 544 to 2751 and encodes 735 amino acids. The record is from RefSeq and is a predicted model, not a curated record. The transcript has 22 exons. Gene Ontology annotation, biological process: positive regulation of DNA-templated transcription; protein phosphorylation; intracellular signal transduction. Gene Ontology annotation, molecular function: ATP binding; magnesium ion binding; ribosomal protein S6 kinase activity. NCBI's taxonomy places the organism in Eukaryota, Metazoa, Chordata, Actinopteri, Perciformes, Liparidae.